AUGACGACGUCGACAUAUUUUUCAUCCUCGAUCUAUAUCGUCAAGGUAGCAUAUGCAGGCUUCUGGGCUAUAUGCGCUGCCGUAGCCUCCAGCUCCGGAUGGACAGCUCCCCCAUGUCUCAUAUCCUACUUCGGCAGCGCAACGGCACUCAUGCUGAGCCUCGCCGUCGAGACGAUCCACUACAAAAAGUCUAAGCUGGAAACCCUCCCCGCGCGUGACUUGGUGAACUGGGGUCCUUCGUACGGUCAUUCAUACAAUCACUCAUACAUGGUCGCAAUGCCUCAGGGUAACACGCUUUGGUGCACUGAGUACAAUCUCUCUUCAAUCGUUCCACACAACCAGUGGGUCAACGUGACUUACCUCAACACCGGGGUAACCACCGAGAUGCGGCACAACGAUACAAACAUUGAGCUUGAUAUGGAGGUCCCUGCAGUGGCGAGCUCCAGAUUCAGAAAAAGAUCGUCGGAUCAGGACCUGAGGCGUAUUUGGGUUAUCGCAGAGAAGAUGGAGAAGAUUGACUACUAUCAUGCUUCCAAGUACCACUAUAGAUUUGCUAAAAAGGAAGCGGAUGAUAUGUGGAGGUUGGGCAGAUACUGUGAUCAUAUCUAUGAUUGCAGCAGUGGAUACUGUUCGGAAAUCAUCUCUUCCGGCUUUACACUGAAUAGUGAGAAGAGGACAUACGAAAGGCAGUCUGUCAAAGGGUGUGAGAGCUGA
Penicillium longicatenatum is the source of this 714-nucleotide messenger RNA. RefSeq lists its product as uncharacterized. Bases 1 to 714 code for a protein of 237 amino acids. NCBI's taxonomy places the organism in Eukaryota, Fungi, Ascomycota, Eurotiomycetes, Eurotiales, Aspergillaceae. The record is from RefSeq and is a predicted model, not a curated record. The transcript has a single exon.